Molecule: messenger RNA, 1184 nt
Organism: Lagenorhynchus albirostris (white-beaked dolphin)
Lineage: Eukaryota; Metazoa; Chordata; Mammalia; Artiodactyla; Delphinidae
Gene: PDCD6
Product: programmed cell death 6
Exons: 6
Coding region: 84-713 (209 amino acids)
Molecular function (GO): calcium ion binding
Source: RefSeq, a predicted model, not a curated record
CCCGGUCUAGGCGUAGGCGGAAGUGGAGCCGCCCGGAGACGUCCGUGUCCCAGGAGUGCUUCAGCCGAGUCGAGCCUCGGCCCAUGGCCGCCUACCCGUACCGCCCGGGCCCCGGGGCUGGCCCUUCCGCGGGCGCCGCGCUGCCGGACCAGAGCUUCCUGUGGAACGUCUUCCAGAGGGUUGACAAAGACAGGAGCGGUGUGAUAUCGGACAACGAGCUCCAACAAGCACUAUCCAAUGGCACCUGGACUCCGUUUAAUCCAGUGACUGUCCGGUCAAUCAUAUCCAUGUUUGACAGAGAGAACAAGGCCGGCGUGAACUUCAGCGAGUUCACUGGCGUCUGGAAGUACAUCACGGACUGGCAGAACGUCUUCCGCACCUACGACAGGGACAACUCGGGCAUGAUCGACAAGAACGAGCUCAAGCAAGCCCUCUCAGGUUUUGGGUACCGGCUCUCUGACCAGUUUCACGACACCCUCAUUCGGAAGUUCGACAGACAAGGACGGGGGCAGAUCGCCUUUGACGACUUCAUCCAGGGCUGCAUCGUCUUGCAGGUACCGGCUGCGCGGGGCCCGCAGGCGCCGACUGCGGGAAGGGACGGGACGGCGAAGCAGAGGUUGACAGAUAUAUUCAGACGCUAUGACACGGACCAGGACGGCUGGAUUCAGGUGUCGUAUGAGCAGUAUCUUUCCAUGGUCUUCAGCAUCGUAUGACACUCGUCUCCUGCGGAUACUGACGGGACUUACGGAAGAAAAGACUGAAAAUGCCAAAUCUCUUACCUGUAAUGAAAUGGUACACAGAUGAGUUAGAUACUGUUCCUCCUUUAAAUUUUGUAUGAUUACCAUUUGGGGACCCAACUGUACAUAUGUGGAUAAGCUGGUUAAUGUUUUGCAAUUGUAACAGUAGUUAUAUCGUUACUUAGAUACAUACAUUUGAUUUGAGGCUGUUUAAUUGUGCCAUGAGGUACGAUACAAUAAUGUUACAGGUACUCAGCUUGCAAAAAACUCAUCAUGUGCUUUUCUAGAUAGCUCCAGUUCUAGAGUGGAAAUACUUUAUUAGCCAAUAGGAAUUUUAAAUAAUACGGAACUUGCACAGAAGGCUGCUCACGUGCCUUACUUUUUAAAGGGGUUUAUUGUAUUCAUUUGAAUGUGCAGCAUAAGCAAUAAAGCACAUGUGCCCUUGUC